Messenger RNA from Ilex paraguariensis (yerba mate), 531 nucleotides. The record is from the annotation of a GenBank genome assembly. Lineage: Eukaryota; Viridiplantae; Streptophyta; Magnoliopsida; Aquifoliales; Aquifoliaceae.
AUGUUAUCCGUAUCGUAGUAAGUUUUACUGUAUGUUCCUAUUUGCUUUAACCGAAGUCUAAAAGCAAAACAAGGAGGAGGAAAGUUUUCUUCCUACAGUCUUGUUAGGUCGGGAUUUUUGGGCAUCUGAAUUCGAGUGGAUAAAGAGGACGGCGAUGGACGCGGGCGAUUGGAGAAGUCAGCUGCAACCAGAUACUCGACAGAUGAUUGUUAACAACAUAAUGGAGACCCUGAGGAGGCAUCUUCCCUUCUCUGGACAAGAGGGACUACAAGAACUGGAGAAAAUUGCAGUAAGGUUUGAGGAAAAGAUUUAUACUACUGCCACAAGCCAGUCGGAUUAUCAGAGAAUAAUAUCUCUUAAGAUGCGGACAAUGGAGACAAGAUACCAUAACCACAUGGGCAAUUCCCUGCAGUCCAACUAUGCCAGUAAUUGCAAAAUUACCCCAGUUCCAGGACUCUUGUGAACUUCCUAGUUCAGGCAUUUAUAGGCGCAUACUGCCUAAGAUGGUAUAGUAACAUUGGAGAUUCAUCC